Molecule: messenger RNA, 1020 nt
Organism: Stegastes partitus (bicolor damselfish)
Lineage: Eukaryota; Metazoa; Chordata; Actinopteri; Pomacentridae
Gene: marchf9
Product: membrane-associated ring finger (C3HC4) 9
Exons: 4
Coding region: 1-1020 (339 amino acids)
Biological process (GO): protein ubiquitination
Molecular function (GO): zinc ion binding; ubiquitin-protein transferase activity
Source: RefSeq, a predicted model, not a curated record
AUGUUCAAGUAUCGGAUCCGCAUGUUUUUCAAUGAACUGAAAGUCCUGGUGUUUAUGCGAUCCGAUUCGAGACAGUCCGGCUCAGACGCAGAGAGAUCCAGGUCCGGCGGAGCCAUGCGCGGUCUGGGGAUGGGCGGCUGCGGUUGGCCGCCUUUCGUCGACUGCCAUUCCCGGGACGACGAGGAGGAGUACUACGGCAGCGACCCGCGGCCCCGGAGCCUGGCGUUCGAGGACAAGGAGCCCAAGCUGCAAGUGGGCCUGGACGCCGUGUCCCUGGCCAGCACCGCCAGCAGCCUGCGGACCCCCCAGUGCCGGAUCUGUUUCCAAGGCCCCGAGCAGGGCGAGCUGCUGAGCCCCUGCCGCUGCGACGGAUCAGUGCGCUGCACCCACCAGCCCUGCCUCAUCCGCUGGAUCAGCGAGCGGGGAUCCUGGAGCUGCGAACUCUGCUACUUCAAGUACCAGGUUCUGGCCAUCAGCACCAAGAACCCUCUGCAGUGGCAGGCCAUCUCCCUGACGGUGAUCGAGAAGGUCCAGAUCGCCGCCAUCAUCCUGGGCUCGCUGUUCCUCAUCGCCAGCAUCUCCUGGCUCAUCUGGUCCUCGCUCAGCCCGUCGGCCAAGUGGCAGCGCCAGGACCUGCUCUUCCAGAUCUGCUACGGCAUGUACGGCUUCAUGGACAUCGUGUGCAUAGGCCUCAUCAUCCACGAGGGCUCGUCGGUGUAUCGAAUCUUCAAGCGAUGGCAGGCCGUCAACCAGCAGUGGAAAGUACUGAACUAUGAGAAAUCGAAGGACUUGGGCGACCCGGUGAGCUCGGGCGGCAAGGCGGGCGCUCGCGGCUCUCGAGGGAACCCUCACGGCCUGGCGAGCAGCGGCGGCGGGCGGCCGAGCAGGAGGCUAAGAACUAUUCUGAACCACCACUGUGGAUACACCAUCCUGCACAUCCUGAGCCAGCUGAGGCCCAACGACCCGCGGAUCAGCGCCGCCGCCAACCGGGAGGUGGUGAUGAGGGUCACCACCGUAUGA